AUGCAAUUAUUGGAAUCAGCAAAUAAAGAACUUGAAGAUUCUACCAAUAACGAUAUUAAAAGUGCCAAUAUUGAUUUCUAUUUUGAAGAAUUUGAUAAAAAGUUUUUACAAAUUAGUGUUGAAGAAGUAAAUAUAGAAGCGAAUAAUGAGAAUGGGUUAGCAAUGAAUAAUUUUUUUAAUGCUAAUACAUUCAAACAGAAUCAAAUAAAAAUAAGUGAAGAAAACUUGGCCACUUAUUCUCAAAGAUCUAUUAAUAGUAUUGAAGAUUGGUCAAUUAAUGAUAUAUUUUUUCAAUUCUAA
Molecule: messenger RNA, 300 nt
Organism: Dentiscutata erythropus
Lineage: Eukaryota; Fungi; Glomeromycota; Glomeromycetes; Diversisporales; Gigasporaceae
Source: the annotation of a GenBank genome assembly